GGUUGGGUAUUGGUCGAUUGUUGAACCACGGUCACAUAUUUGGACCGUGCGAUGGGUUUUAUUCCAUUUGCCUUGGGGAGUCUCACUGGAGAAGGAGGGAGAGAGAGAGAGACAUGCACACAGAGCGAGAGCUACACCCAUGAAAACAUCCCCCUGAGCAGUUGAAGACCUGGAAGGGUCUGGGGAUUUUUUCGGCUCAACUUCCCUCGACGUCCGCAGCGAGUUGAUCUGCAAGCGAUGACAGCUACCUUGGCAGAUUGGCAUGCACUGAAUGGACACCGACCCAACACCGCCCCACCGAAGCUCACGGCCUGGGUGACCACGAAGCUCACCACGACCCCAUGGCCGGAGGCCUGGCAGCUGCUAGAAGAUGUGCGGAAGCAGAGGUGUCAGCUCGACAUCAUCCAUGCAAAUGCAGUUAUGAAAGCAGCUGCGAGCAGUUGGAGGGAUGUGCUUCAACUUCUCACGAGCUUUCAGCAGAGGCAACUCGAAGCCAAUGUCCGAAGCUUUGUCACAAAAAUGGCGGCGCAAGCGAGUGGAGAAGAAGUCCUGUGGGCAGAAGUCUUGCAAGACCUCGGCGGCCUGGCCGAGCGCCGGAUCGACGUCAACGACUUCUGCCGCAGCGCCGCCCUCCGUGCGAUGGCGAGUGGGCAAGCAUGGCGACGUGCGACCUUGACACUCCAAGCUGCGGCCGACGUUGCAUGCUUCAAUGCGGCCAUCUCCGGAAUGCCAUGGACUGAAGUCAUCGCCCUGCUUGGCCACAUGGACUGGGCGCUCUUGCAGAAGGACCUUGUCACAUACGCCACUAUUUUGCGCUCUGGAGCAGGGGUAAAGUGGCCAGGCUCCAUUCUUCUACUCCAAGACCUUCUGCAGCACAGUACCAGGCCGCAUGAGAGCAUCGUGGCAGGCAUCCUCAAAGCUGUUGGUGGGCAUGUCCACAGUGCCGCGCUGCAGCUGCUGCGGGACAUGCGCGCGGCCAGCUGUGAAGACAGCUUGAGCAUCUACAAUGCCCUGAUGGGAGCAACGUCUGAAUGGCCAACCUCCCUGGAGUUCUUGCACAGUCUACCAGGACGCCAACUCCAAGCAGAUACCACCAGCUGGAACUUAACCCCUUUGGCUCGGAAGCUAGCUGUGGCACAGGUGGCUAUACGAGCCAGUGCUGCUGGAAUCAGCACCAGUUCGAGUUCAAUGGUUUGGCGCUUGGCAAAUUCUUGCCUUCCCCACUGCGAUGGUGUUGGCUAUACUGCCCUGCUUGCUUCAAGAGAUGGCUGCCCUUGGAGAAGGACAUGGACGGUCCUGCAGCAGCUGCAGCUCAACGGCUUGCAGCUGACUAACGAGGCCCUCCAUGCGGCGAUGGCCAGUGGUCACGGCGGGUGGCGCUUCAGCCUGGAGCUCCAGGGUUUCGUCCACCGGGCCAGCAUCAUCAGCUUCGGUUCGCUGCUGAAGGUGUGCAGGGACCAGUGGCUGCACGCCUUGCACUUGCUCAAGAGACUUGCAGAAGUCGAGGUCGAGUGCAAUGCCAUUGCUUCCAAUGCAGCCUUGAGCGCGUGUGAGAAAGGCAGCCAAUGGACCAGAACUGUGCAGCUCUUUCAAUCGGCGUCGACCACGGGCAUGGGGGUUGAUGUGAUUGCAUCCAAUGCCGUGAUCAGCGCGUGCUUUCAGUGGACACUUUCGCUGUCCUUCAUGGUCUCGUUGUGUGCCUUGCGCGCAGCCAGCGCCAGUACAGUAAACAUGUCUGUGGCUUCCCUGCUGGGUCGCUGGCAGUGGGCCUUGCAGAUCAUCAGGCGGGCCAAGAUAAAGGAUAGCUUCACGCAGGGCACACUCAUGAGCAGCCUGGAACGCUCAGCUUGCUGGAGUAGGGCCAUGAAGCACAUUGACCGGGCAAAGAGUCAGGGAGAAGCCCUUGAGACCGUCACCUUGAACAGCGCUUUGAGUGCCAUCAGUGCUGGCGAUGAUCUGGACCGCUGGAGGGUGGCAACUGGGCUCCUGGAAUCCUUCGCCACCCAAGCCGAGAUUUUGACCUGGAAUGCAUGCCUUUGCGCCUGUAGCAGGUGCGCCCAGUGGCUUGCUGCUCUCGGCUUCUUCCUGCAGCUCCAACAGCGCUCAUUGGAAGCAUCGCGCGUGACCGAGGUCACCGUGCUUGAGGCAUGUUCUUCAAGGGCUCCCUGGCCGCACUGCAUCGCCUUGACCGGUGCCGGUCCCACCGCCGCGCUGAACGCCGCCGCGGCGCGCGUGAGCCGCGCAGCGGCGGCGUCCGCGGCGCAGCUGGGGCUGCUAGGCCGGCUGAGGCAUAGCCUGUUGAAAGACUUGGACAAGGAGCAGCCGUGAGUUUGCCACCAGGAAUUUGUUCCACAUAUUGGAAUUCAGAGCGGCCAAGACUUAUAUAGUUCUUGGCGCGGCUGGGAGCAG
Messenger RNA from Durusdinium trenchii, 2409 nucleotides. Lineage: Eukaryota; Dinophyceae; Suessiales; Symbiodiniaceae. The record is from the annotation of a GenBank genome assembly.